Molecule: messenger RNA, 1857 nt
Organism: Naegleria gruberi
Lineage: Eukaryota; Heterolobosea; Eutetramitea; Acrasida; Naegleriidae
Exons: 1
Coding region: 1-1857 (618 amino acids)
Source: RefSeq, a predicted model, not a curated record
AUGAAUAGAAAUGAUGAUUGUGUGAUUAUUGUACUCGAUCAAUCGUUCCGAUCUGAAAAAUUGUCUGCUUUGUAUUCUAGAAUUCAAAUCAACAGUUUGGCAUUACAUUUCAUUCCGACAAUUCCUCAAUUGAGUUUAUUGUUGAGAGAUGAAGAGGAAUUAUUACUUGAAUCAUUUAGAAAUAUGGAGAAACCAUACAUUCCUAAAGAGAAGAGAGAUGAUUUGAAUUUUAUGAGAAGAGCAGUGAGGGUGAAUCCAAAGAUUUAUGCAAAAUAUGAAAUUUUGCAGAAAGAUAAAGAGGCUACCUUGGAUGCUGUUGGCUUGGAUGGAAUGUUAUUGCAAAGCGCCCCUCAUUUCUCAGCUGACUUUGAUGUGGUUUUUAAAGCAUUUGUACAGAAUCCAUCAUCAAGGCAAUAUGUUAGUUGGACUGUGAACUCAUUAUUAACAGCAACUCAAGAGUUCAAAGACUGGGAUAUGAAGCUAAUUAGAAAUAGGACAGAGUUUACAGAAGAUUUCAAGAAUAAUCUCUACACACAAAUAAGAAAAUGUCCUAGUGAAAUAGACAAUUAUAUUAAUGGCUAUGAGAGCAAAAUGCUCAAACAGAGUAUUAAUGAGGAUUCUGAAAUAAUGAUGGAAUGUACUAGGAUACAUCCCUCAAUUUUCAAACUUGCACACCAAUCUUUGAGGUCAAACAAGGAGUUAGUAUUGGAAGCUUUAAAUAUCAAUGGAUUGCUACUGGGAUAUGUGGAUGAAUCUCUGUCAAAUGAUCUAGAUACAAUAAGAGCAGCCCUUAGUCAAAACAUAUAUGCUACUAACAGUAUAAGAGAGGAUUUAAAAACAACGGAUCUUUUGCUUGAAUUUCCUGGUGCUAUUGGGUUUUUCAAUGAUUCAUUCAGAUCAAAUAGAGAUAUAAUGAUGAAAGUUGUUCGACACGAUGGUAAAUUAUUGAAACAUGCAGAUAAUAAUUUAAAGUUAGACAGAGAGUUAGUAUUGGAAGCUGUUAAACAAAGUGGAAUGUCCAUCCAAUAUGCAGACCCAACACUACUGAAAGAUAGAGAGAUAGCUCUUUUUGCUGUUUCUCAAAAUGGAUAUUCAAUUAAUUAUUUCCAAAAAAUAUUUUCAAAUGAUAGACAAAUUAUUGAAAAGGCUAUUGAGGCAGAUGGUAUACAUUUGAGGUUUGGCUCAGUUGCAUUGAGGAAAGACAGGCAAAUAGUAUUGAAAGCAGUUUCAAAAAAUGGUUAUGCACUUAGAUAUGCUGCUUCAGAGUUCCAAAAGGACAAGGAAAUAGUCCUCUUGGCUUUAAAGAAAAACGGGCAAGCAACAGAGUUUGUGCACCCAAGUUUAUGGAGGGAUAUAGAUGUUGUUAAAUUGGCAGGAGAGCAUUCUGCUAGGGCUCUCUAUUUGGCCAGUGCCGAAAUCAAAUCUAAAAAGGAAAUAGUGUUACCAAUGCUUUUCAAAUUUGCAACCUGUUUUGAUUAUAUGGGACAAGAGUUGAGGCAGGAUAAAGAGUUUUUAUUGGUUGCCAUCCAACAAAAUUGUAGAGUUUUUGAAAAAUUGAAUAAGAAUCUAAAGCAAGAUGAAGAUUUCAUCAGAAGAUGUCUCGAGGUAAAUGGAGAAUGCUUUGUGUAUCUUGAUGAUGUUUACAAGAAGAAAUCAGAAUUUGUGAUAUUGGCUUGCAAUCGAAUUAUUUAUCAUUUGAGCGAUUUUCUAGCCAGAAAUAGCUUAUUUAGAAAUGAUUUCAACUUUGUUGAUCAAUGUGUUAAGAGGAAUGGUAGAGCACUGAAUUAUUUCAAAUUAGAUGAACUAGAUCAUGAUGGUAUGAGUAUCGUGAAAUUGGCCAUUAAGAGUGUACGCUAA